Pocillopora verrucosa is the source of this 5108-nucleotide messenger RNA. Its product is annotated as AP-3 complex subunit delta-1. The record is from RefSeq and is a predicted model, not a curated record. Gene Ontology annotation, biological process: Golgi to vacuole transport; protein targeting to vacuole; intracellular protein transport. NCBI's taxonomy places the organism in Eukaryota, Metazoa, Cnidaria, Anthozoa, Scleractinia, Pocilloporidae. Gene Ontology annotation, cellular component: endosome membrane; AP-3 adaptor complex; membrane coat.
AACUCUCGGGGGAGGAUCAAUUUCGGUUUGGAAAAUGCCGUAGAUAAAGGAUUUUCUAUCGGAAUUCCACCAAUAUCGCCUUUCUUUUGGCUACGUAUAGAGCUAGUAUCCAAAAUGUUCGAAAAGAACCUCACGGAUCUUGUCCGUGGAAUAAGGAACAACAAAAGCAACGAGGCUAAAUAUAUUGCUGCCUGUCUGGAUGAAAUCAAACAAGAAUUGAGACAGGAGAAUGCUGCGGUUAAAGCCAACGCAGUGGCAAAACUCACUUAUCUCCAAAUGCUGGGAUAUGACAUCAGCUGGGCUGCAUUUAACAUAAUUGAAGUCAUGAGUUCUUCCAAGUUUACAUACAAGAGAAUUGGUUAUUUAGCAGCAUCGCAAUCAUUCCAUGAAGAUUUGGAUAUCCUGAUGUUAACCACAAACAUGAUCAGAAAGGACUUGUGCAGCAUGAACAUGUAUGAUUCUGGUGUAUCCUUGUCUGGUUUUGCUUGUUUUGUGACUUCAGACUUGGCAAGAGAUUUAGCUAAUGAUGUUAUGUCGUUGCUUGUCUCAACUAAGCCAUACAUCAGAAAAAGAGCUGUUUUACUUAUGUAUAAGAUAUUUCUCAAGUUUCCUGAAGCCCUAAGACCAGCCUUCCCAAGAUUAAAGGAAAAGCUUGAAGAUGGAGAACCUGGUGUACAGUCAGCUGCUGUGAAUGUGAUUUGUGAACUGGCUCGGAAAAACCCCAAGAACUACCUAUCACUGGCUCCUUUGUUCUUCAAACUCAUGACAAGUUCCACUAACAACUGGAUGUUAAUCAAGAUCAUCAAACUGUUUGGUGCUCUUUGUCCUCUGGAACCAAGAUUGGGAAAGAAAUUACUGGAACCUUUAACAAACCUUAUCCACAGCACUUCUGCCAUGUCACUACUCUAUGAAUGUAUUAAUACUGUCAUAUCAGGAUUACCACAACACAAUGCUUCCAUUCAGUUAUGUGUAAGCAAGUUGCGGAUCUUGAUUGAAGAUUCUGACCAGAACUUGAAAUAUCUUGGGUUACUUGCCAUGUCAAAGAUUCUUACAGUCAAUGCAAAAGCUGUACAAGUACACAAAGACAUUGUUCUCCAGUGUCUAGAUGACAAGGAUGAGUCUAUUAGACUCAGGGCUCUGGACCUUAUCGUGGGAAUGGUUUCAAAGAAGAACAUUAUGGAUAUUAUCAAGAAAUUAAUGGUGCAGAUUGACAAGGCUGACAGCCAAACUUACUGUGAUGAAAUUCUAUCCAAGAUUAUACAGAUUUGCAGUAUGAAUGACUAUCAUUAUGUUACAAACUUUGAAUGGUACAUUGAUGUACUGAUUCAAUUAACAAGGGUGGAAGGGACAAGACUUGGUAAACAGCUGGCUUCACAGAUGAUGGAUGUCACCAUAAGAGUCAAGGCAAUUCGUCCCUAUGGUGUGCAGUGCUUGUCUCUAUUAUUGGACAACAAUGAAUUACUCUCAGGACAAAUGGAAAAGAACAGGGUUUGUGAAGUUCUUUACGCUGCAGCAUGGAUCUCUGGAGAGUUCUCAGAACACUUACCAGACAUUCAUAGUACACUUGAAGCAAUGCUACAAACCAAAGUGACCUCCCUCCCUGGACACAUCCAAGCAGUCUAUGUCCAGAACAUUGCCAAGUUGUAUGCUAAACUUCUUGCCAGUGAAGCAGAGGAGGAAGAAGAAGAUGAGAAGACAUCAGUUGGUGAGAUGCUUGUAGAGAGGUUACCUGUUUUUGUACAGAGUGCAGACCUAGAGGUUCAAGAGAGGGCCAGCUGUAUUUUGCAGCUCAUUAAGUAUGUCCUUAAGCUGCAAGGAAAAGGUGUUGCUUGCACCGACGAGGUAUCAUCAUUGUUUCGUGGUGAGCUGAAUCCAGUCGCUGCCAAAGCACAGAAGAAGGUGCAGAUUCCCGAAGGGCUUGACCUUGAUAAAUGGAUUAACGACCCUCCAUCAGAAAGCUCAGAAGAGGAAGAGGAGAUCGAUACAAUAUUUGACACACCAAAUGAACACAAAGAACUGCGGCAAAAAUAUGUAUCGGAUGAUGAGGAGGAAAUGCAAAAGAGACGUGAACAGAGGAAACAGGAACAAAUGAGUAAUCCUCAUUAUCUGAAGAUGUCAUCACGGGAGGAGAGGAAGGCUAAAAAGAAAGAAAUGGCAGUAGAAGAUAUCCCGGUCGCUAACCUUGACUUACCUGUGUCACUCAAGGUGUCAGGAGGUAUGGCACUUGACAAGAAAUACGCUUCUGCUAAGAAGUCAAAGAAGAGAAGAAAGAAAGGUCGCAAAGGAAGUAGGGCAGAUGAAGAAGAACCAGACCUUGGCAUCUCGUAUGAAGUACUCCCAGCCGGGGCUGGUGAAUUACCUGAAGGAGCUGAUGAUUCAGAUCACGAAGAUAAAGGGAAUGACGAGGCUCCUGCAAGUGACCCCCACAAACUGUUGGAUGUCGACCUCAGCAAGCCUCUUGAAGCUCACGAAGCACUGCCCGUUCGUCAACACCGAGUUGUAUUAGAAUCACAUGCGGUUGAUGGUGAAGAGAAUGAGGAAACCCCCAAGAAGCAUGGUAAGGAUAAGAAACACAGACACAGAAGGGAUAGUGAAGGAAAAAAGGGUAAACACAAGCAUAAGCGGGAUAAAGAGGACAAAGAUAAAAAGUCAAAACACAAGCAUCGACACCAUCGUAAGGAUGAAGGUACAGAACCUGUUGAGGAUAAUCUGAUGUUUAAUGGAGAAGUGGAUCACGUUGAAUCACCAUCACGAGAUGAUUCUCAUCAAGAAAGUGAAACAACAACUCCCUCGAAGGAGAUAGCAGAAGUGGAGGACUUUAAACCUUCUGCGGAUGAACCUGGUGAUCCUCAGGAUGAUAUGGAUUUCUGGCUUUCCUCAACUCCUCAAAAGAAAUCUUCCCCUCAGCCUGCGGAAGUAGCCCCGACGCCCUCACCAGAUAGUGCAGCAGAAAAAACAAGAAAAGAAGAGAAAUAUGCGAGACAAUCUGAGAAAUCCGAGACUAAAGAAUCGAAACGAAAACACCGCAAGGAUAAAUCGGAGAAGAAAGAGAAGCAUGAAAAGGAGAGAAAGAAAGAAAAGAGAAAGGGGAAAACUGGUGAGAAGCCUGAUUCACCUGAGACCGCUGCAGCUGAACCAGAGAACCAGUAUGAACCAACAAUCACGGAGUUGGAGGAAGAGAAGAAGCAGCCCGUCAUCACAACUUACAAAGUUCUUGCCGAAAACGGCUCUCUUAGACUGAUGUACGAGACAAGAGUAACCACGCAAAAUCGAAACCAAGUAGUAGUGUCCGUAAUAUUCAGUAAUUUGUCGGAUCGUCACAUCAAGUCCAUGGAAUUUAAUGUAUUAGAUUCACUUAAUACUAAGCUGAUACGUCCGAUCGGAUCUUCGUCACGUGACAGUGUUCCAGUCCCUUUUCACCUUUUGCCAGAAUCGUCAAAUGAAGGACAGUUUGCCUUCACCGUAGAGAGCAUAGUCAUGGUACAGAAACUGCGAGGCACACUCACUUACAUGAUCAAGGACGACGAAGGCUCCACGAGUGAAAAGAUGGAUUUUUCGUUGUUUUUACCUUGCUCUUCAUUUCUGAUUUCUACGCCGUUGUCUAGCACGGAUUUUACGAAUCUUCUGGGAAGUGGAACUGUUGUUCACAAGGGUUCUGUUAAGGUUACUACACCAGAGACAACAGCGUUCAGUUCAAUCAUCACCAAGAUUUGCGUUCUGUUACAUUUUGCAGUUGUGGAACAAGUAGAUAACAGCGCGUCUUUGUACGCCUGUUCAAUUCAAGGACACCAUUUGUGUGCUCUUGUGAAGCAGUUACCGGAUCACUCCGUGUCUGUUGACGGUAAGAGCACAGACUCAUCUCUUGUGUCCAGCGUCCUGGAAGAAAUAAAAGCGCUUUUACAGGCGCCGGCAUGACAUUUCGAGCGGCGUUAACAAAUAUGAUAUUCAGAGACGUACUGUACAAUCAAUGAAAUGAAUCACCAUGUCCUGAACGACAUACAAAGUGGCUGAGAGACUGGGCCGCACCAGAUGAAUCACGAUUUAAUUGUUAUAACAAGGGAACAUAACAGUUAACUAAUUUCAAUGACGAUUUUAAACCGUUUUCACUGAAUUCUUUUGGGUAUUUUGCAUACAUGAUGAUAUUUGGUAGCUUUACAAUAGAUAAAUGGAAAGAAAUGAGAUUUCGGGAAAAUUAAUUCGUUGCUAACAGACAUGGUGUUGCGUUCGUAAGACGUUGCGUUGCGUAACUUCUGCAAUUUUCAAUGGAGUUUUGAAUGGAAAGUGUGAUCAUCUGGGACUGCAGUAGUUAUGCUUUACAAACCUCUGUAAUUCGUCCAGAAAACUCAAGCGCCAUCCUUUUAACCCUUUCACUCCCACAAGUGACCAAGACAGAAUUUCUCCUUACAAUAUCAAUACAAUAUCAAGCAGGCAGGUGAUGAGAAUAGAGAAGAAUAUCAAUCGUGGGAUUAUUAGUUGAUCCAAUACCAAAUUCUCUGAACUAACAUCAUAAGAAUUGUAUGGCAGAUAGUAAGGAGAAUUACUAAUUAGAUCUUGGGAGUGAAAGGGUUAACAAAUCAGAUGCAAAUCAGGCGCAUCAGGCAGUCAGCUCGUGUUUUGGUUGAGUUCUCUUAGCUAAUUGUUGCCUAUAAAUACUUUGGUUUUGCCUUUGCUUCUCCGAGACUCGAGAACUUUAACUUUUUAUGUGACCCGUCAACUCCUAAGAUCUGGUUAUGUUUUUUUUUCUAGAUGAUAUACAUUUAACAUUUAAAUUACUUGGUUAAUGAGAGGAUAUUUGUGGUAUCCUGAUACUAGAGGUAAUACCUCCCUGCGGAUAAGUCCUUGUGUUUUCAUGCGUUUUAGUGAUACUGAAAGAAGUUACUUACAAAACACUUCACGGAGAUGGUGGUUUAUACGUAGCAGUAUGAAAUAAUACAAAUUAAUAUUGGAAAUUUUGCAAAACCAUUUACCACUCAGAAAUGGGGAAAGGCGAAAACAGACGGACCUUUCAGGAAAAAAUUCUUUCAAGAUAUGUAUGUAGUUCUAGAGUAACAAAUAACAAACUUCACCUUGCUCGGCAAUAAUAAAAAUAAGAGUUUCUGGUUAUGUUA